Penicillium crustosum is the source of this 1128-nucleotide messenger RNA. RefSeq lists its product as uncharacterized. NCBI's taxonomy places the organism in Eukaryota, Fungi, Ascomycota, Eurotiomycetes, Eurotiales, Aspergillaceae. The coding region runs from base 1 to 1128 and encodes 375 amino acids. The record is from RefSeq and is a predicted model, not a curated record. The transcript has a single exon. Gene Ontology annotation, molecular function: carbon-oxygen lyase activity, acting on phosphates.
AUGGAUUUUAUAUCCAACGAAGAAUUAAGUAACAUACUUGUUGAAUUUCUGGAUAAGUUUGGCUACAAGGAUGAGGAUCGUCUCUCUCAUAGCGAUCUCCAAGCUAUAUAUGAUUAUACAUUGCCAUUUCUACCCGACGAUGAAAAUAUAGUUCUGUCUCUCUCGGAAUACGUCCACUGUACAUUCCCUUUCCUUCCUCUCCAGAUUCGCAAGGCCGUUGCGGUGUACGACAGCUUCCAAAUGUCCGUUGACGAUGUUCCGGAGGAAGAGCACGACAGCCUUUACGAAUUAUGCAUUCGACUUUCCGAGAGACGCAAUGUGAAACAUCCCACCUGGAACGGGCUUUUCUCUUUCUUUCCAACUCUACUUCAAUUCUAUGGCCCCUAUGCUCAAACAACCAUUUUCCGGGGGGCUUUGGAGUUUAUCCAAGCUACCUGUGUUGAGAGAACACUUUUCAAAGGGUUCCCAGAUUCGAAUUACCCGAAUUACAUUCGGCGCAUGAGUGCUCAAGGUCCUGUUCAAGCGGCGAUAUGUUUUCCGGAGAGCGAAUUCCCCCAGGACCAAUACCUAUCGGCCAUCGUUUCACUAGAGGCCGAGCUAGAGUACUAUGUUGGAACUGUGAAUGACGUGUUUUCGUUCUACAAGGAGAGCGAUACGGCGCUUGAUCGUACAAACUUCCCUUUGAAUGAAGCGAUUUGUAGCGGGAAACCAUGUUCGGAGAUAUUAAGACAAUUGGUUGACGUCUCCAUUGCCUGCCGCAACAGAGUUCGGAAAAUGCUGGAAUCAAUUGGUGAUCGCAAGCUGUCGGAUCGAGCGGAGCAGUUUUUCAUUGGAUAUGUUCGAUACCACCUCGCUUGCUCAAGGUACAAAAUUGAUUCACUGUGUGCAGUAUCAAACAAUGCGAGACUUCGGGAGUUUUACGAUAUGAGCUUGCAGGCAGUCGGACAACCGACGAAAGUGGACCCUGAGGUAUGUGAAAGCCCGAUGAAAGGAUCUUAUGAUAUGAGGUCCGCAGAUCCAUGUGAUGAGAAAAAAGAAGGCAAGAGAGGCAUUGGGAUAGCUGCAAAGAUCUGCACAUGGAAACGAUUCACUUGGGAGAAGUUGAAGUUCCGCUCAAUUAUCUCAUAA